Messenger RNA from Sander lucioperca (pikeperch), 2617 nucleotides. It is a transcript of the gene acadsb, whose product is annotated as acyl-CoA dehydrogenase short/branched chain. The transcript is spliced from 11 exons. Bases 103 to 1398 code for a protein of 431 amino acids. Gene Ontology annotation, molecular function: flavin adenine dinucleotide binding; acyl-CoA dehydrogenase activity. Gene Ontology annotation, cellular component: mitochondrion. The record is from RefSeq and is a predicted model, not a curated record. NCBI's taxonomy places the organism in Eukaryota, Metazoa, Chordata, Actinopteri, Perciformes, Percidae.
UCAGUCUGUGUUUUGUCGCCUGCGCAAUAUGCCCUUUCUUUAACUGUCUCUGAGUAUGCCAGUGUUGUUACAGUGAGUAACCCACAGAUUUUGUAAUAAGUCAUGGCUGCACCGUUGGUCAGGAUUUUCUCAAAGUCAUGUAGACAGAUAUCUCGACCAUGGGGUGCAUGCCAGGCUGGAUGGAGGAGCAGGUCCACCACUCCUGCCCCAGAUAUGGCAUCAGACCACCCAGCUGGGCCGCUCUUUCCUCCCCUUCAAACAUAUUCAGAGGAGGAGAGCAUGAUGAGGGAAGCAGUUAAAAAAUAUGCACAAGAGCGCAUUGCUCCGUUUGUGUCAAAGAUGGAUGAAAAUUCUGCCAUGGACGAGGAAGUGCUCAAAUCUCUCUUUGAACAGGGUCUCAUGGGCAUUGAGAUUGAGCCAGAGUACAACGGCACUGGCUCCACAUUCUUCUCCUCAAUUCUGGUCAUUGAGGAGCUGGCGAAGGUGGACCCCUCUGUGGCUGUGCUCUGUGACAUCCAGAACACACUGAUCAACACACUGUUUACCAAACUGGGUACAGCAGCUCAGAAAGAGCAGUACCUGAGCCGACUGUCAACUGACAUGAUUGGAAGCUUCUGCCUCUCUGAAGCAGAGUCGGGGAGUGAUGCCUUCUCUCUGAAGACGCGUGCUGAAAAACACAAGGACUAUUACAUCAUCAAUGGAUCCAAGAUGUGGAUCAGCAAUGCAGAGCAUGCAGGUGUUUUCCUGGUGAUGGCCAAUGUAGACCCCUCUGCUGGAUACAGAGGCAUCACAUGCUUCAUCGUGGACCGGGAUACAGAGGGACUUGAGAUUUGCAAGAAGGAGAACAAGCUCGGCCUGCGUGCGUCCUCCACCUGCCCUCUCAACUUUGACAAUGUCAAGGUACCGGAGAAGAACAUUUUGGGACAGGCUGGUCAGGGGUACAAGUAUGCUAUCGGAAUGUUGAAUGAGGGCAGGAUUGGAAUUGCCGCUCAGAUGCUUGGGCUGGCACAGGGUUGCUUCGACCACACUGUUCCUUACACCAGACAGAGAGUGCAGUUUGGAAAACGCAUCUUUGACUUCCAGGGCAUGCAGCACCAAAUAGCCCACGUAGCAACACAGAUUGAAGCCGGCCGGCUGCUGACAUACAACGCUGCUCGUCUGAAGGAAGCUGGGAGACCUUUCAUUAAGGAGGCCUGCAUGGCGAAAUACUUCACUGCAGAGGUUGCAACCCUAACCACAUCGAAAUGCAUUGAAUGGAUGGGAGGGGUAGGCUUCACCAAAGACUACCCCAUAGAGAAAUACUACAGAGACUGUAAAAUUGGUACCAUUUAUGAGGGCACAACAAAUGUCCAGUUAUCCACUAUCGCCAAGUUCAUUGAUAAGGAGUAUGAUCACUGAAACUAUCUGACCGGAGCCUGAUGGAUUGCACUCUGCUGUGUUUCACUCCACAUUCUUCUUCCCAAAUGACUUUGGGGGAAUGCAUUGCUGUAGAUCUGCUUUUGUGUUUCUAGGGUUUUGUUGCAGUUAUAGAUGUUUGUUCUCGAUAUCACCAAUUUUGACUCUUAAGUAGUUUGCACUACUGAUGUUACUGAUGUUGUGGUUACAUUAUCCCAGCUUUAGGGUUAAAGUUGCUCUGGUGCAGUAAUGUUUUUUUUCCAUUUGCUCUCCAUCAGACCAUUCCGAAAGUCUAUAAGACGGUGUUUGUCAUAUGUAGAGCUCUACCACUUCCCUCUUGUCCAUAUUUCUUGUUUUAGGUGUAACCUAAUUGGAGAGGGCUGGAGCCUGGACAUCAAAUAUCAGACAUGAGGCGCCAGAAUUAGGGAGAGUGAGCCAGCAGAUUCCACAAAAAAGGGACUUUAUUCAGACAUGAACUUCCUGUUUAACUUUGUCAAGUGGUGGGUCUGUAUUAGUUACACAAACAGAGAAAAAUGUAUGACAUAAAAGAUCAGUACCAUGUAUUUACUCAUCUUAAAUAUUCUUAAUUAUCUAACUAAAAUUCUCUUUGGCUCUGAACAAAGUUAGAUAAUAACAAACACAAACAAUACAUCAGUUAAACACUGGAAUCAGUCAUAAAUGGAAGGCAAACUGAUACACCUUAAAGAAUAUUUCACUUUUAGACACUUAGCAAGCGUAAUGGAACACAGGUCUGGUUGAUGGAAGAAAAAAACAGAGCAAUGGCCUCCUCCUAGUUAUAAGAGCACUGUUUCGGGCCAGAUGAGUUCACCUAACUGAUUCCAGACAUUACAGGUGGGCUCGUUGCUCGUCCCAGAGCUCAACAGGAAACACUUCUUCUGUUUAUUGCGAUAUGGUGAUGAAUCAUGUCAGCAUAACAUAACUGAUCCAUAUGGUGCAAAAUGAGAAUUUUGAAAGAUAUUGUUUGGUAUUGUCUUUGUAUGUUUCGGUGCCUUCAGAGUCUGUUAUGACUCGGCUCAAUAACUUAAAAGUGUGUCUUCUUCGCAGGAUACUCUCAAAUAGGUGAAUUGUAACAUUUCCCUCACUUAUAUGAUCUGUAAAUACUAUACAGUUCCUUUUCACAUCAUAUGAAGAAAUUCUCUGUAUAGAGCGAUCUGUCAAUAACUAUAUAAUAUUAAUAAAUGUGAAGUAUGCUGUAGUGCAA